CCUACGUCGAUUCUUCUACUUCCGGGAAUUCGCCUGCCCCCUUGGUUGGGUUACCGGCCGCUGCUGCUGCAUUCUGUUCCGUCUGACUGUCCGGCAGCAAAAGGGUGCUGCCGGGAAACAAUGGACCGUUUAUUAUGUUCCGGAGGGAAUUGGCCACGUUCAAAUAAUACUACAGUGUCCAUGUGUUGCUCUCAUUUGCCCAUAUAAAUCAAUCAUCAAACACUGGGUUAAAAACAUCCCAAAUGAUUAUCAACUGGAGAUUCCAGUCAACUGUGAUGAAAAGAUUAGCUGUAAAUAUCUUCUUCAAGCUCUUGAGAAAAGCAACUGUUUGAACAAGGACUGUCCAAACAGUUCUUGCCAUAAAACAUAUACUCAAACAGAAGAGUUGAUUUACCACUGCCUUGUUGGCGAGAAGUAUAAUAUUCUCUGCCAGAGUCAGAAUCAGAAUCAGAAGACUCUAUUCAUGUUAGUGAAUAGCACAAAAUUUGAAGACGCGAUAGAAGGUUGUCUGAAUUUCACAGAAAAUAGUACGGCAUGCCCUAUGUCCACCUCUUCUCCUGGUACAACAACAGCAACACCCACAACCAGAAAUACAUCCACCACUUCCCCUGCAUCUCCUAGUACAACAACAACAUCCACCACCUCAGGUACAACAACAGCAACGCCCACAACCAGGAAUACAUCCACCACUUCCCCCACAUCUCCUAAUACAACAGCAACAUCCACCACCUCCACCGCAUCUCCUGAAAAGGAAACGUCCAUCACCAGUUCUGUCCAUUCUUCUGUCCAUUCUUCAACAUUUAGCGGAGAGAGUCUAAGUGUGCUGGGAUUCCUGAUGGUAUCUGUGAUUUUAAACAUAGUUUUGGUGGGAUUGUUACUGAAGCAGAGACACAGCUACAGACAGAUAAAUACACAGCCUUAUAGAUACUGUACAUGUGAAGGAGACAACACAAUCAGGUUGAAUGCUGUAUCAUCAGGGGGUGGGUCCGUGAUCUAGAGCUGGAUGCCUCCUCCAGUGUUGCCAUGACUGCAGAUGGCUCGCAGAGGAAGGACCUGCUAUGCCCACUACACUGUCCCCAUCAUAGACUGCCAAUCUCACCUGCACCAGGAGGCACUCAGUGCCACCUAUGGCUUUGGGCAAUAGGACUCAACAAGAGAACCAGGACUACUUACAACAUUCCCAACAGAUCUGCAUGCAAAGCUUUUCAGAUGUUAUGGCACAUGAAGACAUUGGCAUGAUGAAUGGAAGCCACUAUUAGGGGGCCCAUAUUUCAACAGGUCCCUGUCUUAACAUGAAUGAAUGGCUAAUUGUGAUAUGAGGACAAAGGUAGAAACAUAUCAUCUCAGAAUCCAGCCACGCUUCUGAUUCAUUCAAGAUGUCAAAAGCAGUGGUUCAAUUGAACUCUUACAGAAUGACAACCAUCAGUGAAGCUCAGUGCCUGGUUUCUUCCACACACGUCGUUGGGAAUUGUGGCCAAAUAGUUCAAUCUGACCCCAUUAGGAGAACACUCAAGAAAUUGGGUGACCUUUAACCUCUAGGGGUCGCAGAAAUUAACAAAAAUGCAAAAAAGACAGCUCCCUCAUUGCUGCUUGCAUCUAUAUUGUCCAAUGAAUUCAUAUAGGCACAAGUGGACUCCAAUCAAGUUGUAGAAGCAUCUCAAGGACCAUUGAUAGAAGUAGAAUGCACCAGAGCUCAAUUGCA
Molecule: messenger RNA, 1702 nt
Organism: Alosa alosa (allis shad)
Lineage: Eukaryota; Metazoa; Chordata; Actinopteri; Clupeiformes; Clupeidae
Product: cell wall protein DAN4-like
Exons: 13
Coding region: 464-997 (177 amino acids)
Source: RefSeq, a predicted model, not a curated record